AUGAUAUCGAUAUUUGGUGCACUUCGAGGCCUGCGACAGCUGCUCUGGCCCAAGAGCAGCGCCAGCGUCCCAGAUGAACCCAAAAAGCUAAGGCCGACGGCCUAUCUAGACGGCCUGAGGGGUUUUGCCGCCCUUCUAGUCUUUAUCCAACACCACGAAGAAUGGGCGCACUGCUUUUCGAUCCCCAUCUUUGAGGGCGGUUUUGGCUACCGAGGCAACUACUACUUCGCGACCUUCCCCUGGGUUCGCAUGCUCUUCACCGGCGGCCAUGCAGCUGUGGCUACUUUCUACAUUAUCUCGGGCUACGUGCUAACGUGGAAGCCGCUGUCCCUAAUCCAUGCCGGCGAACAUCUCAAGCUUUUCGACAGCCUGGCGUCUGCCUUCUUUCGUCGCUGGUUCCGACUCUACAUUCCCCUGAUCGUCACCACAUUCUUCUGGAUCACAUCAUGGCAUGUGUUCAACUACUGGAACGCUGCCUGCGAGCCCAAGGCCACCUACCGCGAGGAAUUGUGGAAUUGGUACAAUGAGAUGAAGAACUUCAGCUUCCUCUUCAAGGAUGGAGGAAUGGUCUGGGUUACUUUCAACACACAUCUCUGGUCGAUUCCACUUGAGAUGAGAGGCUCCAUGGUCGUCUUCAUCUCCUGCAUUACCCUGGCUCGAGCGACAACCAAGGCCCGCCUGCUUGCCGAACUCGUGCUGAUGUUCUAUUUCUUGUACAUCGUCGACGGCUACUAUCUAGCCCUCUUUCUCUCCGGCAUGAUGCAGUGUGAACUCGAUCUUCUUGCGAAAAAGGACGGCUGGUUCCCCGGCUUCCUUCGUCGUCUCGAGCCUCGUAAGACCCUGUUGUACUACCUUGGCCUCUUUGUGGCCCUAUAUAUCGCUGGCGUCCCGUCAGAGAAGGCCGAGGUCGAAUAUCUUCGAGAACAACCCGGGUGGUACUACAUGUCGUACCUAACUCCAUCGGCGAUGUACGAUCACAAGUGGAUUUAUCUCUUCUUUUCCUGCAACAUCAUCAUGGCCGCGAUCCCGCGAAUCGGCUGGCUGAAGAGAUUCUUCGAGUCCCGCUUCUGUCAGUUUCUCGGCUACGUCUCGUUCGCGUUUUACCUCGUCCACGGUCCUAUCCUCGCCUCGAUCGGUGACCGCGUCUACUACGCCGUCGGUUGGACACGCCCGCCGAAUGAUAGGCACGAGCAGGUCGCACACUGGGCAAAUCUUUUCCCGCUGCCGAAGAAGGGUCCAAUGGGGCUCGAGAUUGCCUUCCUCGUCCCCAACCUCCUUGUCCUCCUACCGUUCACGUUGUGGGUUGCGAACAUCGUCACCCGGAUGGUCGACGAGCCAGCUGUGAAGUUUGCAGCGUGGCUAUAUAAGCGCGUCCAAGGCGGCGGCUCGCAGGAACCAAAACCAGUCGAACUGGCUCCCUUAAUGAGAGUUGAAUAG
Molecule: messenger RNA, 1437 nt
Organism: Thermochaetoides thermophila DSM 1495
Lineage: Eukaryota; Fungi; Ascomycota; Sordariomycetes; Sordariales; Chaetomiaceae
Exons: 1
Coding region: 1-1437 (478 amino acids)
Biological process (GO): polysaccharide biosynthetic process
Cellular component (GO): membrane
Molecular function (GO): acyltransferase activity, transferring groups other than amino-acyl groups
Source: RefSeq, a predicted model, not a curated record